This is a messenger RNA of Effrenium voratum, 2719 nucleotides long. Lineage: Eukaryota; Dinophyceae; Suessiales; Symbiodiniaceae. The record is from the annotation of a GenBank genome assembly.
AUGCGGAAGGAGGCGUUUUUUGAGGCUGAUCUGCGGGGCUACGUGCGACAGCUGACCCAGCUGCGGCGGAAAGGGUGGCGAGAGCCGCUGGGGCUGCUGGCGCAACUGCCCUCCACUGAGGUGCGGCCCAACGUCAUCUGCUUCGGCGCCGCCCUGCCCGGCGCCGCCGGGCGCUGGCGGUGCUGCUGGCAGCUGCUGCGGGAGCUGCGGGGCCGGCUGCUGGAGCCCAGCGACGUGGUCUUCAAUACUGCCAUCUCCGCAUGCGAGAAGGCGCAGGCCUGGCGCGGCGGCUUCGCGCUCUUCGGCCUGGCAGGCUGCUGGGCGAAGGGCCAGUGUCUGGAGGCGAAGAACGGGCUGCUGCGGGUGGCCUGGGUUCGCGCGCUGGGCUUGGUCCCAGGUCAGCUGGAUGCCAUCUCCUUCGGCGCCAUGGUGACAAGCCUCCCGUGGCAACGGGCCGUGGGCUGCCUGCAGGAGGUGCUGCAGCGCCGGCUGGAGCCAGGUGGCGCCUUCCGCACAUCGCUGGUCUGCCGCCUGGGCCACCGCUGGCGCCGGGCGAUCUCGGCGAUCGGAGACGCCGGCGACGUGGGCGUCUGCAACGCGGCCAUGGCCGGCUGCGCGGCUUGCAGCAGCUGGGAGGCAGCGCUGGCGCUCCUCCGCAGCCUGGGCGACUCCGCAGAUCUCAUCAGCUACUCCACGAGCAUCAGCUCCCUGGAGGGCGACGGAGCUCGGGCGCUGCAGCUGCUGGCGGAGCUGCGGGACGCGGAGCUGCGCCCGGACGCGCGGCUGGUGGGGGCGGUGUUGGGGGCCACCAGCUGGGAGACGGGCCUGGAGAUCCUGGAGGCGCAGAGGGCCUGGGGCCUGGAAACGGACCUGGUGUGCCAGAACCGGUUUCUCGCUGCCGCGGAGCAGCAGGAGCAGUGGUUGCAAGCCACGGCCCUCCUGCGCGCGAGCUUCGCCGCGGAUCUGGUGACGUGGAACUCGGUGCUGAGCGCCAUGGAGAAGCGGCGCCAGUGGCGGGAAGCCUUCCAGCUCUUGCGCUCCCUGGCCCGGCGCGCGGCGCUGCCCGACGCCUUCUCCCGCAGCAGCGGCAUCAGCGCCGCGCAGCGGGUGGGGCGCUGGCGGAGCGCGGUGGAGCUGCUGGGAGGAUGGCGCCCGAAUCUGGUGGCCUACAAUGCGGCGCUGGCGGCCUGCGGGACUAGUGGAAGGAGCCGGUGGCGGCAGGGGCUGGCAUUGCGGGAGGACAUGUGGAGGCAGCGCGUGGCGCCGGACCGCCUGAGCUUCGUGGCGCUGGUGUCGGCCGCGGCAAGCCACGCGGCGGAGGCGAAGGCGGCGGAGGUGGCCGGGCUCUUCCGGGAGAUGCUUAGUGCCGGGCACCCGCCCAACAUGCUGGUCUACGAGGCGGCGCUGGGCGCGUUUUCGCGUGCCGGGCAGCAUGAGGAGAUCACCUCCAUGCUGGACACGGUGUGCGAGAGAGGCGUGCAGCUGCUGUUUCAGCUGUCCUGCAGGAAAAAGGGGAGCGGCCCGGCGCGAGUGCUGUUGGGCCAACAGGACUACUUUGCCCUCAAGCGUGAGAAGAACAAGCCGCUCUCGCGGGAGUCCAUCAAGGCCUGCGCCCGAGCCAUCAUCCUGGUGGUGGCGGGCCUGCACGCCAAGGGCCUGGUGCACCUCGACUUGAAGCCGGAGAACCUGAUGAUGUUCAACGGCCGCCUGAAGCUCAUCGACGUGGACGGCUGCGUGCCCAUCGAGAGCGAGGUCUCCAUCAACGAUUCCUCCAUCUCCUUUUCCCCAUGCUAUUGCGCUCCGGAGUGGGCGAGGUUCUUGAUCGACGAAGCGGAGAACAAGAUCAUCGCCAAGCCUCAUUUGGACGUCUGGAGCAUUGGCGUGACCCUCUGCGAGCUGGUCACGCUUGAUGCCAUCCUGAAGCCCAUGUAUGGCAACUUCCUGCGCAACGGCCACUCCCACCGCGAAGCAGGUUUCCUCUUCAUGGACUGGCUGGGGCACAUCACUCGGGCGCCGGUGCCCAAGAGCAUCGAGCGCUUCGACAAGGACUUCCACAAGCUCAUCGUGGAUGGGCUCCUAGUCACCGAUCACACCAAGAGGAAAUCCCUGGCCCAAUGUCUUUCUGACCCCUACAUCAUGGAGCUCAGGGAGGAGAAAGCGGAUCUGCACGAGGGCGAGAAGGUGGACCGCCAGCACCGGCACCGAUUCGAGGACACCUCCAGCAAGGCGCCGCUCUACAAGGGCACCUUGUGGAAGCUCAACACCGAUGGCAAUCCGGGAGACUCUACUCACUGGCUCAAGCGCGACAUGUGGGUGGCUUGCGACGGGUCCUUGUGCUACUUCAGCAUCAAGGAGAACAAGCGCCUGGUCCUGUUGGACGGCAUCAAGAUGGCCGGCGCCAAGGUGUCGGACGUGCCCAAGUCCGCCCGUGAGUUCGCGUUUAAGCUGGACUGUAUCAACAGCGAUGACCACGAGAAGGACAUCUCCAUGAGCUUUUGCGCGGAGUCCGAGGCGGAGUACCAGAAGUGGCGGUCCCUGCUGUCGCAAGCCACCAACCUGGACGGGGCCAUGCAGACCAUCCGCCUGGGCGGCGCGGUGGCGGAUGAGCUGAAACAGUUCAGGCUGGCGGUGAAGAAUCGCCGGAUGAAGGUGGGCGAAGACACCAAGGACCAGUUCGCGCCGAUCUUCAAGGCAAAGCUUUGGAAGGUCAAAGCCGAAG